This is a messenger RNA of Pseudoliparis swirei, 2286 nucleotides long. RefSeq names its product monocarboxylate transporter 4-like. The record is from RefSeq and is a predicted model, not a curated record. Gene Ontology annotation, molecular function: monocarboxylic acid transmembrane transporter activity. Gene Ontology annotation, cellular component: membrane. Gene Ontology annotation, biological process: transmembrane transport; monocarboxylic acid transport. The transcript is spliced from 6 exons. Bases 157 to 1662 code for a protein of 501 amino acids. Lineage: Eukaryota; Metazoa; Chordata; Actinopteri; Perciformes; Liparidae.
CUGACAAAAAUCGUGCGGGCUGGCUUGACUGUGUUUUCCGAAGUGGCGGCUGGCUUGACCGCAGUGCUCACGCGGACCUGUAGAAGUGCUUGUGAAGGAGGGACGCAGCAUCUCGGCAGUGUUUAAAGCCACAGAGCUCGACAGCCAGAGAGCAUCAUGGGAGGAGCAGUGGUGGACGACGGGGCUCCCGGGGUGAAGGCACCGGAUGGCGGCUGGGGCUGGGCGGUGUUGGCCGGCGGCUUCGUCAUCACCGGCUUCUCCUACGCCUUGCCCAAGGCCAUCAGCGUCUUCUUCAAGGAGCUGAUCCGGGAGUUCCACGUCGGCUACAGCGACACGGCGUGGAUCUCCUCCAUCCUGCUCGCCAUGCUGUACGGGACAGGCCCGGUGUGCAGCGUGCUGGUCAACAGGUUCGGCUGCCGGCCGGUGAUGAUGGUCGGGGGGCUGUUUGCCGCUCUGGGGAUGAUCCUGGCCUCCUUCGCCACGAGCAUCAUUCACAUCUACCUCUGCAUCGGAGUCAUCACAGGUCUGGGUCUGGCGUUGAACUUCCAGCCCUCCCUCAUCAUGCUGAAUCGCUACUUCAGUGAGAAGCGGCCUCUGGCCAACGGGCUGGCGGCGGCCGGCAGCCCGGUGGCGCUGUGCUGCCUCGCCCCACUGGGUCAGGUCCUCCAGGACAACUAUGGCUGGAGGGGGGGGUUCCUCAUCCUGGGAGGCAUCCUCCUCAACUGCUGUGCCUGCGGGGCCCUCAUGAGGCCCCUGGUGCCCCCUAAGAAGCUGGAGGAAGCCCCUCCCACCGCUGCAGAGGAGCAGAAGCCCCCGACCAAGAAGAAGCUCCUGGACUUCAGCGUGUUCAAGGACCGGGGCUUCCUCAUCUACGCCGUGGCGGCGUCCAUCAUGGUGCUGGGCUUGUUCGUGCCCCCUGUGUUCGUGGUCAGCUACGCUAAAGGCCUGGGCUACGAGGACACCACGUCCGCUCUGCUGCUCACCAUCUUGGGCUUCGUUGACAUGUUCGCCCGGCCCGCGGCGGGGCUCGUAGCGGGCCUGAAGUGGGUGCGGCCCCGCAGCGUCUACCUGUUCAGCUUCGCCAUGUUCUUCAACGGGAUCACCGACAUCGUCGGGUCUCAGGCGAAGGACUAUACGGGUCUGGUGGUCUUCUGCAUCUUCUUCGGUAUUUCCUAUGGCAUGGUGGGGGCGCUGCAGUUCGAGGUCCUCAUGACCAUCGUGGGAACGGAGAGGUUCCCCAGCGCCCUGGGCCUGGUUCUGCUGAUGGAAGCCAUCGCCGUGCUGCUGGGACCUCCUGGAGCAGGUCUCCUGUUGGACGCCACCCAUCAGUACAUGCACGUCUUCCUGUUGGCGGGCUGCGAGGUCGCGCUGUCGGCCAUCGUCAUCGCCGUGGGCAACUGCCUCUGCCUCCGCCGGGGGAAGAAGGAGCCAGAGGCCGAAAUGGAGAUGGUGGUCACUGCUGCAGAGAAGGAGGGACUGAACUGUGGGGUGGAGGCCGAGGAAGAUCAUGAAGAUGAAGAGGAGCUGGUGGAGGAGGAGAAGGGGAAAUACAGUGCUCUGAUCACUGGGGAGGAGGUGGUGAUGGUGAAGGAGAUGGAGGAGAGAGAACACACGGCCAAGAAGAACAAGACGAGGGAUGACUGGGAACAAUUAAAAAUAUAAAGAAUAAAUAAGUAUAAGGAGAAAUAUAUUCCAGAAUUUCUGUGUAAAUAUAAAGACAAAUGUCAAAAUAUGAAAUCAUUGUAUGCACUUUUAUUUAUUUUCACACGUAUUGCUUUAUUUUAAUAAGGAAAACAAGUGAUAAAUAAUUACAUGAAUUAAAAUAUGCAGACAAAAAAAGAAAAAUAUUUUUGUGAGAAUAGGACUAAUAUACAAGUAAAUAAUAUGCACAGAAAAGAUAAAUGCCAAAAAUUGUUUAUUUAUAUAAUAGUAUUUCCUGAGUUAUCCUUUCAGGCGUCCAGCACCUCAGACUCCGUGGUUGUCAGAAUGGACUCUGUAAAGGCCCAGUGUGUCGUGGUCUCUGGCAGAAGAAGGGACGAACCAAUCACUGGAGACUAUUGUUCCCCUUUGAGACGUCGUCCCGUUGGAUACUUUGGUCCGUGUGAACACUGUGUUGACUCCGUGUGGUGAGUGUGUGUGACUCGGCUGAUGACCGUCCCCUCAGGUGAAGGUCAUCUGUGUGUGUUCUACACAGCCGGCUGCACAGCGUGAUGUCCAACACAAGACAGACAUGUGAUGCCCGUUUAAAUAAAUACAUGCAUGUUCUGUGGUGAGAUGCCUAAAUGA